Messenger RNA from Hypomesus transpacificus, 3040 nucleotides. RefSeq names its product adenylosuccinate synthase 1 (gene adss1). The record is from RefSeq and is a predicted model, not a curated record. The coding region runs from base 43 to 1413 and encodes 456 amino acids. Gene Ontology annotation, cellular component: cytoplasm. Gene Ontology annotation, molecular function: adenylosuccinate synthase activity; GTP binding. Lineage: Eukaryota; Metazoa; Chordata; Actinopteri; Osmeriformes; Osmeridae. Gene Ontology annotation, biological process: IMP metabolic process; 'de novo' AMP biosynthetic process. The transcript is spliced from 16 exons.
GCAGCGCUACAUCACUUUCCAGUGAGACGGUCUAGAGCUAUCAUGUCGUUUAGCUGGUCGGCAAAAGAUCACAAAAGCUACUCCAACCCGCCCUCGGCAGGGUUGAAGCGACCACGCAACGACACAGGGAACAAAGUGACAGUGGUGCUCGGCGCGCAGUGGGGAGAUGAAGGAAAAGGAAAAGUUGUCGAUUUGUUGGCGACUGAGUCUGACCUUGUUUGCAGAUGUCAGGGAGGUAACAACGCAGGCCACACGGUUGUAGUGGACGGCAAAGAAUAUGACUUUCACCUUCUCCCCAGUGGGAUCAUCAACACCAAAAGCAUUUCUCUCAUCGGGAAUGGAGUUGUCAUUCAUCUACCAGGCUUGUUCGAGGAGGGUGAUAAGAACGACAAGAAAGGUCUCAAAGGUUGGGAGAAGAGGCUGAUCGUCUCUGACAGAGCUCACCUUGUGUUUGAUUUCCACCAAGUGGUGGAUGGAAUCCAGGAGACACAGAGACAAGCACAGGAGGGAAAGAAUAUUGGAACGACCAAGAAAGGUAUUGGACCGACUUAUUCCAGCAAAGCUUCCCGAACAGGUCUGCGUGUGUGCGACCUCCUGGGAGACUUUCAGGACUUCUCAGCCAGAUUUAAGAACCUUGUCCAGCAGUACCAGUCCAUGUACCCGUCACUGACCGCAGAUGUCGAGGCUCAGCUGAAAAAACUCAAGGAGUACGGAGAGAGGUUGCGGCCGAUGGUGAGAGAUGGAGUCUACUACAUGUAUGAAGCUCUCCACGGUCCUCCCAAGAAGAUCCUGGUGGAAGGGGCCAACGCUGCCCUGCUGGACAUCGACUUUGGCACAUAUCCCUUUGUGACCUCAUCAAACUGCACCGUGGGAGGAGCCUGUACCGGCCUGGGCAUCCCUCCCCUGAACAUUGGCGAUGUGUUUGGGGUGUCGAAAGCCUACACCACAAGAGUAGGCAUCGGAGCCUUUCCUACAGAGCAGCUCAAUGCUGUAGGGGAACUUCUGCAGACCAGGGGUCACGAGGUGGGCGUGACCACGGGGAGGAAGCGCCGCUGCGGUUGGCUGGAUCUGGUCAUCCUGAGAUACGCACACAUGAUCAAUGGCUUCACCGCCAUUGCUUUGACAAAACUUGACAUCCUUGAUGUGUUGGAUGAAAUCAAAGUAGGAGUGGCCUACAAGGUCAAUGGAAAAAGAGUCCCUCAUUUCCCAGCGAACAUGGAAGUGUUGCACAAGGUAGAGGUGGAGUAUGAAACGUUCCCAGGCUGGAAGGCCGACACAUCUGCUGCCAGGAAGUGGAACGACCUUCCGGCCAAGGCCCAGAACUACAUCCGCUUUGUGGAGAACCACAUUGGAGUGCCCAUCAAGUGGGUUGGUGUUGGAAAGUCCAGAGAGUGCAUGAUCCAGAUGUUUUAAAGUGGAUAUAUCUUCCUUUGUAUCCCAACGUGAACACGAAGAUGUGGCGUGAUGUGAUGUUUAGGGUCCCAAUUCUGUCAAUCUCAUUGGCACAUUUAUGGUAACAAUUAGGAAAACAGUGCUGGACAUCAAGAAUUUUACAAGACGUUGCCUGUGUUGUCGGAAAAUGUUAUUCAGUUGAUUUAAAAGUAUAUUUAAUCGCAAAGCAGAGAAAAGGAAGUUUCACUAAUACUUACGUUACGACACCCUACUGUGUGUAUGGAGUUUACACAGUUAUUACAGCAGAUCAUUCAAGAGGCAGUCUGUUUGCACAAUAAACAUGUGUUGAAGUAAAACAGUGUGAGGAAUUAGUUGCCAAUUAUUUCACAUUAAACGUGUUGUCGAUUCUUUUUAUGUGAUGUUUGAAAAAGCCAUGUAUUUUGAGUUUUUAAGAGAAGUAAGAUUUAUAUAUGUUGCUAUUAUAUAGGCUAUUCAUUUACGCAUGUUCCUCUGUAUAUAAAUAUUCAUACAUUUCGAUCACGUGGUGUCAGUUCCAAGUGUCGUAAAAAGAAGUCAUGAUUGGUUUCGCGGGAAAGGGUUUUUCCCGUUCUGGUCUGCGUAAGUUUGUUUUGUUCUCCAGCAAGAAAGAGCACGCAGAGAAAAUGACUAAAAGAUCCUACCCUUUUGACGAAUCCUUCUCGUCGCAGUAUAAAAUUCACAUCGGACAGAAGGAGUUGAGCCAUGGAGUAUUUGGGUACAAAUACAAACAAGAAAUAUUUGAAAAGACGAAGAACCUGCUGUUCAACGGGGCCAAGGCGGUCGUGGGUAACUUAUGGAAUGGAGCUGGAGAGCGCUCAAGCCCACCGUCAGCCGCACCGGCCGAGAUUCCGACGGCUGCCCCCCCAGCGUUACUGAGGGGACAGACGACCAUCGGAUUCAACGGCAAACUGCAGAGAAACGCCCCUGUCGAAGGUGCAGCUGCGCCAGCGUCUGGCUGCUGUGUGUGUCUGAGAGCCCUGGCGACCCUGAGGUCGUGCUCAGAGUGUGAGCGUCCCGCGUGCCCCUCCUGCACCCAGCAGUGCUCCAGCUGUGCCAGUCUGUGCUGCUCUGUCUGCACGGUCGUAGAUUACAGCGGCAGGUAUGACCAGGUGCUGUGCUGUGGCUGUUCUUCCUGAGGGAGGUCUUCACCUGGGGAGGUCUUCACCUGGGGAGGUCUUCACCUGGGGAGGUCUUCACCUGGGGAGGUCUUCACCUGAGGAAGGUCUUCACCUGAGGGAGGUCUUCACCUGGGGAGGUCUUCACCUGAGGAAGGUCUUCACCUGAGGAAGGUCUUCACCUGAGGGAGGUCUUCACCUGGGGAGGUCUUCACCUGGGGAGGUCUUCACCUGAGGGAGGUCUUCACCUGAGGGAGGUCUUCACCUGGGGAGGUCUUCACCUGGGGAGGUCUUCACCUGGGGAGGUCUUCACCUGAGGGAGGUCUUCACCUGAGGGAGGUCUUCACCUGGGUCAAAAUGGAGUACUGCUUGAAUAUUUUUGUUUUCCCACAGUUUUGCAUGAAUUAUAUCACAUUUUAUACAUCCUUUUUAUGAUGCAAAUGUUUAUUUGUAAAUAUGUAUUUUAACAUUCCCAAAUAAAUGCUUAAAUCUUU